Prorocentrum cordatum is the source of this 333-nucleotide messenger RNA. NCBI's taxonomy places the organism in Eukaryota, Dinophyceae, Prorocentrales, Prorocentraceae. The record is from the annotation of a GenBank genome assembly.
AUGCUGGAGGAGCUGGAGGAGAGGCUGAAGGAGGCGGACGCCUGGGAGCGCCACGCGCGAGAGGCCCGGAGGCGCCAGGACCAGCUGGAGCGGGAGCUGGAGCAGCUGCGCGGCGGCGCGGGGGCGUGCGGGGGGAGGCCGGAGGAGGCGCAGGCCCAGGAGCAGGAGGUGCCGGCCGCCGGGGGGCGCCCUCAGGGCCUGGAGUGGGAGCCGGAGCGGCUGCGCGCCGAGGCGGGGCCGCGGGAGCAGAGGGUCCGCGAGCAGCUGGGCGAAAGGGAGGAGGCGAGCUGCCAGCGGCCGGAAGAGAGGCCGAGGGAGGCGUGUGCUUGCGAG